Molecule: messenger RNA, 1902 nt
Organism: Besnoitia besnoiti
Lineage: Eukaryota; Apicomplexa; Conoidasida; Eucoccidiorida; Sarcocystidae
Product: putative microneme protein
Exons: 3
Coding region: 1-1902 (633 amino acids)
Biological process (GO): proteolysis
Cellular component (GO): extracellular region
Molecular function (GO): protein binding
Source: RefSeq, a predicted model, not a curated record
AUGAAGCUCGAGAGCAUCAGCCUCGCGGUGCUCUCUGCGGCACUCUUUGCCACCCCUGCAGCAGCCACGACAAGCUGCUUCACGCCUGAGACUGACUACUUCGGCUACGAUGUGGAUAAGAUUUUCUCCGGGCCUGCGACCGAGUCCGCGGAGAAGUGCCAGGAAGCAUGCAAGAACAACAGCCAGUGCUUCUACUUCACCUACAUUCCCGAUCGCAAGCAGUGCUACCUAAAGGACGGCCAGGCGCAGAGCGGCGCUGUGCAGAACCCCUUGGCUGUCUCCGGCCCCAAGGUGUGCUACCCGGCCGGCGGCUGCUACGAGUACAUGAUUGACUACGAGGGCUACGACUUGCAGAAGAUUGAAGACGGCUCUGUGCCUAGCGCUAAAGACUGCCAGCAGCUGUGCACCGUCAACGAUCAGUGCUACUACUGGACCUUCAUCCCGUCGAAGCGCAACUGCUACCUGAAGCACAACGGCGCCACCGUCGGCCGCGUGAAUCACAGUGAGGCGAUCUCCGGCCCCAAGGUCUGCGGCAGCCCCACGCCCCCGACUGACGGCGUGCCUUGCUACGAGGCAGACGUCGACUACUUCGGCUACGACAUCAAAAUCUUUGACAACCACCUCGUGGGCACCGCGGCCGAGUGCUACGGCCUCUGCCUCUCGUUCGAGGAAUGCAAGUACUGGACCUGGGUCCCCGCUCUCCGCAACUGCUACCUCAAGAGCGAGUAUGCUCCUCUUGGGCGCGUCAACGCUCCUGGCACCAUCAGCGGCCCCCGCGACUGCACUGGCUCCAACUUGCCCCCCCUGCUGCCCACUCCUCCCACGUACCCCCCGACCGUGCCAGUCCCUCCUCCCUCUCCGUACCCCCCAUACCCCCACCCUCAUCCUCACCCCCACCCUCAUCCUCACCCGCAUCCGCACCCUCCUCAUACCACUACCUCGACUCUGCCGCCCCAGCAGACGUGCUUCAUGCAGAACGUCGAGUACCCGCUGGGCACUCUGCAGCGCCUUUUGACUGACACCGCGCACGCAUGUCACAAGCUGUGCCAAGCCGAGGCUUCCUGCUACUACUUCACUUUCAAAUCCGACCUCAAUGAAUGCACUCUCAAGGACGCCACCGCACCCAGCAAGGUCACGCAGCGCAACGCCACAGUCUCUGGCCCCAAAUACUGCGACGGCACCACCCCUCCAGGCCCGAACCCGAACCCCGGCUCCCCGGUCCCUCCUUGCGCGGAAAAGAACACCGAAUACUUCAACGGGGAGAUCUUGAGCGUCCUCGCUGCCGAGUCUGCCGUUGAGUGCCAGACGCUCUGCAAGCUGACCGCCUCCUGCAACUACUUUACGUACCGCGCAGACUUAUACCGCUGCUACUUGAACAAGAAGAAGGGCACCCCAACAGCGCGUGCAAACACGUUCUCUGGCCCCAAGGAGUGCACUCCUGAGGAGCUGCCCCCUCAUGUUCAUACGUGCUUCCAGGACAACAUUAAAAUCAUCGCUCUGCCCCUUGAGACUGUCCCAGCCACCAGCGCAGUCAACUGCCAAGAGCUGUGCGCCGCCGAUCCCAACUGCGACAACUUCACCUUCCAGAAGGAGACGAGAGACUGCUUCCUGCACGGACAGGUCGCCGAAACCCGCGAAGACAGAAACUCCGUCUCCGGACCGAAGAAGUGCCCUGGCGUCGAAAACUGCUCCAGGGACGGCCUCUACAUUGGCCAGGUUCUGAAGAGAACGAACUCAGUCGUCACUGUCAAAGAAUGCAAGCAAAUGUGCUCCCGCCUCCCCCAUGCCUGCCUGGCCUUCACCUACGAAAAGGCUACACAGAAGUGCUUCUUGCUGUCUCAGGUGGACUCCUUCAAACCCAGCGCUGCCUUCGUGUCUGGAAUGAGGAACUGCAACCCCUGA